AUGGCUGACCGAGUUCACCCUCACGACUCGCCACCGGUUUCUGAGGAACACGCUGUUGUUGCUCCCAAGCAACCUCAAACGCCGCCGUCGGGAAAGCCUGUUCCACCGCCGGGAACGUACGUCAUACAGAUUCCCAAGGAUAUCAUUCACCGUAUCCCUCCAAAAGAAAACGCUCGUCGCUACGAAGAAUACACUCGCAAGAAAAACCGUCGGAACCGUUGUUGCUGCUUCUGCUGGUUCAUCGGAAUACUCUUCAUCCUCAUCGUGCUCCUCGGCAUCGCCGCCGGGGUUUUCUACCUCGUUGUUCGUCCCGAGGCGCCGAACUACUCCAUCGAAAACAUCAACAUCAGAGGAAUAAACAUAACGUCGCCGUCUUCCACCGCGGCGAUUUCGCCGGAGUUUGACGUCACUGUAAGAGCCAAUAACCCUAACAACAAGAUCGGGAUCCGUUACGAGAAAGAUAGUUCUGCGGAAAUUUUCUACAAAGACGUGAAACUAUGUAACGGCGUUUUCCCGGCGUUUUAUCAACCGUCUAAUAAUGUAACAGUGUUUAACACGGUGUUAAAAGGUAACGGAAUUAAGAUGGGAAGUGAGGAUCAGAGAGCGUUGGUUACGGCGCUGAGUAAACGGAAAGUGUCGUUGAUCGUUAAAUUAAGAGCGCCUGUGAAAAUAAAAGUGGGGUCUGUUAAAACGUGGAAGAUUACCGUUAAAGUUGACUGCGAUUUGACGGUGGAUAAAUUGACUGGGAAUGCUAAGAUUAUUUCUAGGAAUUGUAAUUUUAAAUUGGAUCUUUGGUAA
Lathyrus sativus (Indian pea) is the source of this 798-nucleotide messenger RNA. NCBI's taxonomy places the organism in Eukaryota, Viridiplantae, Streptophyta, Magnoliopsida, Fabales, Fabaceae. The record is from the annotation of a GenBank genome assembly.